AUGAGAUCAUGGACGGAGUUGGAAUUAUCAGAGCGGCACCCAAAGCAGGCAAAGCAGCAACGAUUCAAACGUUCACUCAAGCGGUCCCAAGGUCAUCCACGAACUGUCGUUUCUCUGAAAUUCUGCCCCAAACCAGGGUUAAUAGCCGCCUUGCAUAUCUCCAUGGCAUCUCAGUCUACAAAGGCUCUCUCCCAGAAACUCACCGUAAUUGCGGAGACAUGGAUAAAAGACCCGUUUAGACCAAAUCUUCAGCUCCAGACUUUCCUCAAGUCGCUCGCUGCGCAUCCAAGGCUGACUCCGAAGGCUGUAGAGGCUACACGUGCUUUGCGAGACGAUGUUAUGCAUCAAAAGGUUGCCCUUCUACCUCGAGACCUUGCUUAA
Messenger RNA from Psilocybe cubensis, 381 nucleotides. RefSeq lists its product as uncharacterized. The record is from RefSeq and is a predicted model, not a curated record. Bases 1 to 381 code for a protein of 126 amino acids. NCBI's taxonomy places the organism in Eukaryota, Fungi, Basidiomycota, Agaricomycetes, Agaricales, Agrocybaceae. The transcript has a single exon.